UGGAAAAAUUUGUAACUAUAGGAUUAGAGACUGUUUGUUUGGUUGUAAUUUUGGCUACGUUUUCUGUGUAGAGUUUUGUUCCUUUUCUUUGGUGCCUUUGGUGGGUUUAUUCUUAUUUUGUAGAGAUUAUGAAAAUUUAGUUUUGGUUUCUUCAAUUUCUUCUUGAAGAUGAUUGAAAAGUUGUAAUUUUACUAUUGUACUUUAUUGCUCUACAAUUGGGAUUGGUUUGGCUCGGUAGUUCUUUUGGUUUGCAGUGUGGCUCCUAUGAUGGAAUGGACUGAUGUUCACUACAGGACUAUGGCCCGCCUCAUAUCCAAGCAUGCCUGGCUCUACACUGAGAUGCUUGCUGCCGAAACCAUUGUCUAUCAGAAGGACAAUCUAGACAGAUUCUUGUACUUUCCUUCGGAACAGCAUCCUAUUGUUCUAGAAAUUGGUGGCAGUAAUUUAGAAAACCUGGCAAAAGCUACUCAACUUGCUGAUAUUUACAAAUAUGAUGGGAUCAAUUUUAAAUACGAGUACUUUUAUGGCCUCUUGCGUGACUUAAACACUAUUGAUGAGGUCAAUGCAGCUAGGAAAGCAGGAGCUCAUGGUGUAAUGGUUAAUCUGCUCUAUGAUGUACGAUUUCUUUAUGGGAAAUGGUUGCCAUGUGACAUCAUAUCAAGCUAUCAUCAGCCCCUUCAAGUAUGCAUGUAAUCAAUCUGAAGACAAUUCUAAUCUAGCUAGCAUGUUCUAUAUUUGAAAAUUAUUUUAAUUAAUUAUACUAAUGAUUUUGUAAUAUGAAGUUAUUUAAUUGAUAUAAUUUACUACAUGAAUGCUUUUGUUUACUAUGCUUGAAUGAAAGGGUUUAAUUGAAAGUAUUGUCUAUUAGGA
This is a messenger RNA of Rosa rugosa (rugosa rose), 870 nucleotides long. RefSeq lists its product as uncharacterized. Lineage: Eukaryota; Viridiplantae; Streptophyta; Magnoliopsida; Rosales; Rosaceae. Bases 265 to 693 code for a protein of 142 amino acids. The record is from RefSeq and is a predicted model, not a curated record. The transcript is spliced from 5 exons. Gene Ontology annotation, molecular function: tRNA dihydrouridine synthase activity. Gene Ontology annotation, biological process: tRNA dihydrouridine synthesis.